Molecule: messenger RNA, 1557 nt
Organism: Cylindrotheca closterium
Lineage: Eukaryota; Bacillariophyta; Bacillariophyceae; Bacillariales; Bacillariaceae
Source: the annotation of a GenBank genome assembly
AUGAUUCUGUCACUCCAACUAUUGACCUUCCUUGUCAUCUUGAAGACGGGAGAAUCCUUUGUUGUCCACCAAUCAUCCCCUUCUCCUCCACCUGACAUCACCACGAGGAUGAGAACCCCAUCUUUUUCAUCGUCAUCGUCAUCUUCGUCUCUUUCGUAUGCACGUCAUUCCAACACUGAGGAUCCAGAGGAAAUGCGCAAAGAGAUUGCAGCAUUGCGAGAGGAAGCCUUGCAGAAAUUACACGUCUUGCAGGAACGAAUAGAUAACGUUGAAUUGGUGGAAGUCGAAGAAGAAGAAGAAGAAAAGGUGCAGCAUGAUGAGACUUCUACUACUGCUACUGCUACUAUUACUUCUGCAGCAACAGCAUUGGACCAUCAUGUGGAAGAGGCAUCCUUUCCAAAGUCUGGAGACGAAGUAAUAUUGGAUUUUAUGGAACGUGAACGAGCUGCAUUGGAAGAGACCAACAGCAUGGUCGGUUCGGAAACAUCAUUGGCUUCAGAUUCCGCUACAAUCACUAGCACUGAAACUUCUAGCACUUUAACAACAUCAUCAGCAUCAUCACCAGAUGCUGUUCCCACUCAAGCCGAAGCCCUCCGUCGAUUGGAUGACACUCGAUGGCGGGUAAUGCUCAACAUUGGUCGGGAACCAGGAACCUGGAUGCCCAAUGAGUGGGGCGCCAGUGGGGAUCGACUCCAUUUGCAUUUGGAACUGGAAUUCUCUUCCGACGCACUCCUCAUGGACGAAGGAGAAGGAGAAGAAGACGUCAAGGGCAAAAAAGGCAAACAUGGAAACAAGCACAAGAAAAACUUGAAUUAUCCUGGAGAUGAUUUUUUGAAUGGCCGAUCCUAUACCAAGGUACUCAAAGUGGUACAAAAUGAGGCCAGCAUGUCUCCCACCAUGACGGAAGGGGCUCGCAAGGUCCGCGUCCAUAAUGGUGCCUGGAGGGUGGCACCCUUUGAAGGACCCAUGGGCACAACCGUCCUACGCUUCUAUGUCGAAUUGGAAGAACAGGCAUCGCACGGUGACAGUGACGUUUGGUGUCCCGCGGGACGAGUCUAUUGCACGUGUGGAUACUUUCCAAUGUACCACGAUCCCAUUACCGGACUCGUGUCGACUUGUUCCCUGCCAUCUACUAUUGGUAGCAGCAAGAACAAGAACAAGGAGGAUGCUGUUGUGUUGCCAGUAUCCUGUCUCAAAGCAGCCCUCAAAGAGGAACAGGAGCAAAUUGCCUCGUAUUACGAAGCUUUGGCCCGGGCCAACCACGAGGAUCCAGCUAUUUUCAGCUGGGACAAGCUGAAGCGAUCCAGCCAAAUGAUGAAACUCAAGCAAGAUGCCACCAAAUUGGCCCACAAACGGCACGAACUCAACAUUCGGGAACCAGACAAGAACGUCUUGAGAUUGUCCCAAGACCAGCAAGUCGGGAUCACACGAGAAGGUGGGGUUUGUUGCAAGGUUCACAAGGGAUUGGCGGUGGAAUAUCACAUGCUGGGCAAAUUUGAAAUUGCGUCCAUGAAAAAUCGAGACCACAAGGAUUAUCGAGAACUCUUGAUGCCAUAA